AUGGUGUGUGUGUCAGUUCUUAGAAAAGCAGUUUCUGUCUUUGGCUGUAGAACAGAAACUAUCUUUGAUCUCCUGGCCGCUGUUCCUGCAGGGAUAGUCAUAAGCAGUCCUUCGGGGGCUGUGGUUCAGUGGACCGUACCAACAUACCGAAUACCUCGUGCAUGCUUGACAGAGUGUCGAGGGAUCUUGGACAAUCAUCAGAGAUUUUCUUCAUUACCAACAUACCUACGUGUGAGCUAUCGGAUAUUCAGUGCUGAGACAUCUUUCUUUCUCAAAGAAGCCAACCAGGACUUUAUGAGAAAUUCCAGUUUGCAGUCCAGGGUGGAAUCAUUCUUCCCAUAUAAGGCCAAGAGACCACCAAUAUUAAAUGCCAGCUAUGGACCUUUUUCUGUUGAACAAGUUGUGCCCCAGGACCUAAUGUUAACUUCUGACUUUUUUGGAUCUGCCAACAAGUUUACUUAUAACUGGAAGCUUAAGGCCUACAUAAUGAGCGACAAAAUUUACGUGAGCAAGCCCAAAGUCCAGGUCCUGUUCUACAUCGUGGGCAGGGACUGGGAUGACUAUAGCACCACGGAACGGCUGCCCUGCCUGCGGGUGUUCGCCUUCCGAGAGACGCGGGAAGUCAGAGGCAGCUGCCGAGAGACGCGGAAAGUCAGAGCCAGCUGCAGGCUGAAGGGGGAUCUGGGGCUGUGUGUGGCAGAGCUGGAGCUCCUGCCAAGCUGGUUUAACCCCCCCACGGUUGUCACAGGCCGCAAGAAGCCACCGGAUCAGUUUGAAGGGAGCCCUGUGGAGCUUUACUAUACUGUCCAACUGGGAGACGAGAAGGGAGAGUGUACUGCUGAGGAUAUGAGGAAGGGAAAUUCUAUCCGGCCAGGAAAAGACGGUGUGGAUGAAACCAUGUCCCACUUACAGAGGAUUGGAUCUGUGAGCCUCUAUCGAGGCCAGGAGACUUCUCAGCUAAUGGAGCUGCGGCUGGACAGUAAUAUUGCUGUCUGGUUGCCCUCAAAGCCUGUCAAACAAGGAGAGGUGGUGAAUGUUUAUGUGACAAUUGCCAACAAUUCUACGGUGGAUCAGUUCAUGCUCAGGGCAAAGGUGAAGAAAGGUGUAAACAUUCUCAGUGCAAAGACAAGCGACCCCCAGCAGUGGGAUGUGAAACAAGAGGUGGGGAAUGGUGGAAAGCAUUCAACCACAACAGUUAUUUGUCAGAGGAUAGCACCAAGUUCAAGGAACAGAAGUAACAGUUUAUUCAAUGAGGUCGUGCAGAUGAACUUUGAAAUAGCCAGUUUCAGCAGCCUUUCUGGGACGCAGCCCAUCACCUGGCAGGUGGAAUACCCUCGGAAGGGGACAACAGACAUAACCUUGUCUGAAAUCUUCAUCUGCCAGAAGGAUCUGGUUGGAAUUGUUCCAUUGGCCAUGGACACCGAAAUUCUGAACACCGCAAUUCUCACGGGAAAAACAGUGGCAGUGCCCAUCAAGGUGGUCUCCAUUGAGGAGAACAGUGCUGUGACAGACAUCUCUGAAUCAGUUGAGUGCAAGUCCUCUGAUGAAGACGUCAUUAAAGUUUCUGACAGAUGUGACUAUGUUUUUGUCAAUGGCAAAGAAAUGAAAGGCAAGGUGAACGCGCUUGUGAACUUCACGUAUCAGUAUCUGAGUGCUCCUCUGCAAAUCACAGUCUGGGUUCCACGCCUGCCUCUUCAGAUCGACAUUUCGGACACAGAACUGAGCCAAAUAAAAGGGUGGCGAGUCCCAGUUGUUUCCAACAAAAGACCCACCAGAGACAGCGAUGAUGAGGAUGAAGAUGAGCGGAAAGGAAGAGGAUGCACUCUGCAGUACCAGCAUGCCAUGGUGCGAGUCCUCACGCAAUUUGUAGCUGAGGAUUCUAGCCCUUGGGGUCAGCUGAGCUACCUGCUGGGUUCAGACUGGCAGUUUGACAUUACAGACCUGGUGAUGGAUUUUAUGAAACUGGAGGAUCCUCACAUUGCCAAGCUGCAGGAAGGCAGGAUUUUGAUCGGACGGGAAGUAGGAAUAACAACGAUGCAGGUUUUGUCUCCUCUGUCUGACUCCAUCCUGGCAGAGAAGACAGUGACUGUGCUAGAUGACAAAGUUACCAUAACAGACCUUGGAGUCCAGCUGGUGGCUGGGCUUUCACUCUUUCUUCAGCCAAGUGCAGCAAGUAGUCGGGCUAUUGUGGCUACAACUGUUGCUCAAGAGCUGCUUCAUACUCCUAAGCAGGAAGCUGUAGUAAGCACCUGGAUUCAGUUCAGUGACAGCUCUGUUACUCCGCUGGACAUUUAUGACUCUAAGGACUUCUCCCUUUCUGCUGUAUCAUUAGACGAAGCUGUUGUCUCGAUCCACCAGAACGCUGCCUUAAAAUGGCCAGUUGUGGCAGCAGAAGGUGAAGGUCAGGGUACGUUAAUCAAGGUGGACAUGAUGAUUUCUGAAGCCUGCCAGAAGUCCAAGAGGAAAAGUGUCCUAGCUGUGGGGAACGGCAACAUCAAAGUCAAGUUUGGCCAGAAUGAUGCAGACUCUGAUACAGGUGGAGAUUACGAUGCUGAUGAGAUUGAAAACCAUGCUAGCGACCGGCGGCACAAAGUGUCAGAUCAGGAACGGUAUGGCCAGGAUGGACGGUAUUAUGGUAGCUCUUCAGCAGAGCGAGAGGAAGGUGCCAUCAGGAAAGUCAGCACCACAGCAAAAUCCGUAAUUAAAAAUAAAGUAAUUAAAAACAAUAGGCUGGAUGGUGGCAAACUCCUGGAUGACAGCCAGCUGCAGAACAUUCCUAUAGACUUCACCAACUUCCCUGCUCAAGUAGACCUCCCAAAAGGCAAUGCGGGCAUGGAGGAAAAUGACCUGGUGCAGACACCUAGGGGCCUUAGUGAUUUGGAGAUCGGGAUGUAUGCUCUGCUAGGGGUCUUCUGCCUGGCAAUUCUAGUCUUCCUAAUAAACUGUGCAACGUUUGCACUGAAGUACCGUCACAAGCAGGUUCUGGUGGAAGGACAGGCCACCAUGACCCAUUCCCAUGACUGGGUCUGGCUGGGAAAUGAAGCAGAACUGCUGGAGAACACAGUAGAUGCAUCACCUCAGCAGGAUGAGCACACAACUAUUAUCGACCGAGGCUCAGGUUGUGAGGAGAGCAACCAGCUCCUCAAUGGCAGUGCUCAGAAGAACAUUCAGAGCCAGGUUCACAGGUGUGCUGACUCAGGGGGCAAGCUAGGAAAGGAACAGAAAUCUGAACCUUUACAUUCGCCGACAUCUAAACGGAAGCGGGUAAAAUUCACAACAUUCACUACCAUCCCACCUGACGAUGGUUGUCCUACUGUCAACUCAAUCCUAAGUAGCAAUGACGAUGACAUUAAGUGGGUGUGCCAGGAUAUGGACCUGGGGGACUCCAAAGAGAUACGAAACUACAUGGAAAAGUUCAAAGACAAAAUGUAG
Molecule: messenger RNA, 3432 nt
Organism: Nipponia nippon (crested ibis)
Lineage: Eukaryota; Metazoa; Chordata; Aves; Pelecaniformes; Threskiornithidae
Source: RefSeq, a predicted model, not a curated record